AUGCAGUCACUCUUCCUCAGCGACGUAGAGCUAGGAAAGAAGGAUGACGACCACAAAACCUCAAAAGGCGGCGUUUCGAGCGUGCGCAUGCUCGUUCCCACGGCUGCGCGGGUACACCCUCGGAAGUUUCUCAAGCGGCUACUUUUCGCCACUAUAGCUGGCUUCGUCAUCUACACCUUUAUACGGAACAUACCCUCAGACGUUGGUGUUCGCGAUCGGCGGCGCCCUGUGUAUGGGCAGCCGGCGACCGGCUUUUCGGCCGGGGCGCAAGUCCCACUAAGCGAGCAGGACGGCGAUGAGACCAGGACAGGUGCGGAUGGAGAGGACAUUUCGGUGUUCACAUACAACGGACCAAUUGAUCGACUGUCACGGCUGUUCCCGUCUCUUCGCACCCUCGGUAGCACGCGAAGCUCACUUCUGGUGAAUAAGCAUGUGCUUUUUGUGGCGGCAAGCUUGAAAAGCACCACAGCUCUUCUUCCCAUUGCCUGCCAGAUGGGCUCCGAGCUCCGGAAUCAUGUGCAGUUUGCCGUCGUGGGUCGGAACGAGAUCGAUAUAGAAGAGCUUGAGCAGAUGAACGGCAUCGACGAUUCAUGCCGCAUCACCUUUCACGGCAUGUCCCUCUUGUGUUCUUCCCCCGGAAACAUUGAGCUGUACAUGCACCCACAAGUCAUCGUAGUGGAUGGCACGCCCGCCGAAGAACUAUUUUUAAAGAGGGCGCUGGCUGUAUAUGUAAAAAGAGCGCCGACUACCAUUAUUGAACUGCCGGAAGAUGGUGCCAAGCGUUUCGGCUGGAUUGCAAAGCUUGACUCUGUAUCAUUGACGAACUGGAAUUCGUUCAGCAUUGAUAUCCUUAUUCAGGCCGUCCCAGGCGCCUCUGGAAGUCUAAUCCGGCUGCUGAAGUCACUGAGCCGUGCUGAUUUUGGCUCUCGAGCUGUGCCGCACCUAACGAUUGAGCUCCCUCAAAAGAUAGACCUUCCAACACAAGAGUACCUGGCAACCUUCCAGUGGCCCCCGCUGCCAGAGGGCGAUCCCCCAGCUUCACGGCAACUGUCCCUGAGACACCGCAUCGUCAGUCAUGGUAUUAAUGAACGAGACAGCUCCGUUCGAUUCCUCGAGUCGUUCUGGCCGGCCGACCCAAAGAAGUCGCAUGUUCUUGUGCUCUCUCCACAGGCGGAAUUAUCGGAAGAUUUCUUCCAUUAUGUCACGUACACUCUACUCGAGUAUCGAUAUUCCGGCCUACCGAAAAUAGAGAAGCAGCUCUUUGGGAUUAGCUUGGAACUCCCUUCGACUGCUAUUGACGGCACCAAGUUCUCGCCUCCAACUUCCCUCUACGGGAAAGGCAGAUCGGACCGUGAAGGAUCUGUCCCAUUCUUAUGGCAAGCACCAAAUAGCAAUGCCGCCCUGUUCCUUGGAGAGCGCUGGGCAGAUCUGCAUGGAUUUGUGUCAGAGCUGUUGACGAGACAGCCAGCGGUAGGCGCAGAUGGUCAGCCGCAGCCAAAACUUGCCAACAAAAUGUUCCCAUCGUGGCUAGAAUAUGCCCUGCAACUUUGCCAAGCCCGUGGAUACUGGAUGCUGUACCCGAGCGGGACUACUGCCGGCGCUCUCGCCACUAUCCACAACGAACUGUACAGACCGCCGGAGGAAUACGAGAAAGACGUCGUCAGCGAAACAGAAGACGACCCGACCGGCGGCAAAAUACUGCACGGGGGUGGCGUUGCAGAUACCGAGGAGGCAUCGCUCGGACCCAGCGCUACUCUCUUGGACGUUCUGCCUGAAACAGGCGGCCUGCCAUCCUUUGUGGAACUUCCUCUGCUCACGUGGGAGGGCAAACAGGCGACCUUGCGAGAUGUUGAUGUCCAGGCAGCCGAGUAUGCGCGGAAUCUCCAGCUCACAGUUGGCGGUUGUGCUGCUACGGAACUGAAGAACCUACCGCUGGGAACACUGUUCUGUGAGCAGGAUGCGUGA
Molecule: messenger RNA, 1965 nt
Organism: Grosmannia clavigera kw1407
Lineage: Eukaryota; Fungi; Ascomycota; Sordariomycetes; Ophiostomatales; Ophiostomataceae
Exons: 4
Coding region: 1-1965 (654 amino acids)
Source: RefSeq, a predicted model, not a curated record